UUGAUCUGUCAUCUAGCAAAGUUCCAAAAUGGGAAAAGCCACUAGUUCUUCCUCUUCUUCAAUUAGCAGCACCAACAACCCCCGCUUUGUUCUUUCAACUGCAUCCUCUCUCACACAAUUCAACACACAAGAACUUCCCACAGAUCUUAGGCUUGGACCAAGCAUUUCAGCCUCUAUGUUAAGGGGGCAAUGGCAACCAAACCACCCAUCUGGGAGAAACUCACAAGGUGCUGAAGUAAAUGAUUGCAGUGAUAGCAGCUUCUUUGUGAAGGUGUACAUGGAAGGCAUUCCAAUUGGCAGAAAACUCAAUAUACUAGCUCAUGGUGGUUACUAUGAGUUAGUAAAGACUCUUGAGAACAUGUUUGACACUACCAUUCUAUGGGGAACAGAGAUGGAUGGAGUUCAACCAGAGAGAUGCCAUGUGCUAACUUAUGAAGAUGAAGAAGGGGAUUUGGUCAUGGUUGGGGAUGUCCCUUGGGAGAUGUUUUUAUCCACUGUAAAGAGGUUGAAGAUCACCAGGGUAGACACAUUCGGGUGUUGAAGAUCACCAUGGUUUCAAAUUUUGUUCUCUUAGAGUGAGAUUCAAUAGUAUGGUCACUGAUCUGAAAAUUUAGAAAAUCUUAGCUGAAGUCUGCAGAAAGUUAUAGAUGUAUAUGAUGCAUAGCUCACUCUGAUCUUUCUUUGAAGAAAAUGGAAAAGAAUAGUGUUGUACAUUAUUUCCUCUUUUGAGCUAUUGAGCUACUAGCAUUACUUUCAUUCUAGAAGUAAGCUUCUAACCAUUAACUAGUCUUUCUCUUUGUUUGCCUACUUACAUGGUGUUUGGAUAUGUAUUGGACACAAUUAAACUUCAAAACACGUUAGGUAAGAAGCUACAUAUUCUAAUUCUAACAAAUAGAUUAAAAUGAUUUUAUAGUCUAAACUUGAAUUCCAGAUGUGCAAACUCAAAUUCUGAAAUGUAUGUACAAAACUGGUAGUCUACCUUUCAGCUUGGUCCCUUACCUGUAGCCACAGGAAGGUGAGGGAAAUUUAUUCAAAUGACAAGAAACAACGAAUAUGAUUCUUUUUACUUUUGAGAGUAUCUACCAGCAAUGAGGAAUGUGCAGGCAAUAGUGGUAGUCUUCUCUAAAAAAAAAGUGGAAAUGUAUGCAUUAACUUGGUCCCUUGGUGGAAGUUUUGAACCAGGGAGAGGGAGGAGAAGCUCAAUGCCAUCAAACUGAGAAAAGUUAUUUGGGAGCGUCAGAAGAAUCAAGGGCAUGAUGAUUUUCAGGUGAAGCUGGUUGUGAUUUUAAUCUGAUCUCACGUUGAUACUCAUCUGCUGCAAUCUGGUAAAAAUCAUCAAUGCCAUAUGUGGUUGGUCCUGCUUCAUCAUUCACACACAACACAAGAGAUGCUCAAUUGCUGAUUAAAGUACAUGGUACAUGCUUCAUAUACAUCUUUUGAUUGCUUACCUCAUUUACUCUUCAUGGAGGGAUCUACAAUUGCUGAUUAAAGCAUCUACAAUUGUUUCUCUAUGAGAACAUAUUGUAGAUGCUUUCAAAAGACAGCAAAAAUUAAAUAAACAGACAGCAACUAAGAUAGGAUAUAACAACCCUCUUUCAAUAUUGGAAUGCAAUUUAGUUUAAGAAGGUUUCUACGAAUCACCCUAACAAGUAAAAGGAUUUAUUUUUCAAAAUUUUCACAGUUGAUAAUAUUGAGAGCAAUGAGGGAUCAUCUGUACAACUUUAAUGAGCCUAUCUACAUUACAUUACACUUCCAAGAUGUAAAGAAAUGCUAUUAAUUUAGUCCUCAGGCAUAUAUCUAAGUCUUUUUUUUAUAAGCCAAGGCAUUGCAUUCAAAACAGCACAAGGGGUUCUAACCCGAAUACAAUGAGAAAAAGAAGACUAGUCAAAAAAGGACUAGAACUUGAGAAAGCAGAAGAUACAUGAGAGCAUGAAAUAGGAAAAAGAUGAGAAACCAGAAAGAAUGCCAAAGAAAUGACAACCAAUCCCUUCAUGGAAGUAUCAUGCAUAAGUCUUUUAUAUGAUCACACUUAAAGAAACGAUCUCUAAAAGAUUGCAAAUGAAAAUUAUUUAUCCUGUUUUCCCUCUAUUCACUCCUUUAGGCCAUGUUUGGAUUGAUAUUAGGAGUGGAAUGAGAUGGAAAGGGAGUGUUAUUAUGUUCCAUUAGUUGAUUUUGUUAAUGAUGGAAUUAGAUGUAAUGUGAUGAAAUUCAUUCCAUCACGUUCCAUUACUUACCAUCAAUUUUCAUACCCUCAAUUUGGAUGAAAGGCAAUGAAUAGAAACACUAAAAAUUAGUAGUGUUUUAAAAAUAAAGGUAUAGUAUAGUAAUAAAAAAAAUGUUCAAUUCAACACAAAGAAAAUCGUAAAUUUGUUAUGCUUCACCAUAAAAUAUUCAAACAAAGUGAAAACAUUUUUAUUCUAUUCCAUCAUAUUUCAUUCUUUCCAUAAAUCAAAAUGUAUCCCCUAAACUAUUGCAUACCACAAAUAAUUACUUAAUGUUGGAGCAUUUUAUUUAAUAAUAAUAAUAAUAACAUGCAUGAAACACUCUUAUGGAUAAUGCACAACUAUUGAAAUUAUAAUGUAAUUCCAUUCCAUAUUGUAUUUAUCGGUUGCUUGCACAGCAAGCUAAACCUUGUUCAUAGAGUUUGUUAGUCUUAACUAGUGUUAGUUAGCACAGGUUAGAGUUAGUUACUUAACUUUACCAUAGUUAGGCUUUAGUAUAUAAUUUACUCUUUUCUAUACUGCCAUCUGCAUGCCUCUUGUGUUGAUACGCGCCAAUCAGUCACAUGAUUUAACAUUUUCUAUGGUUCUUCCCUGAUUAGCUGACAUUCUAAGAAGCAGAGUACGAUCUCUCGUUCAUCUUCAGAAGCAGAAUAUCGUACCCUUGCUUCCACAAAAUGGCUUCUCUAUUUGCUUCAAGAUUUGCAUCAUCCUUUGUCAGGUCUCGUGACCAUUCAUUGUGACAAUCUUUCUGCCAUACACAUUGCACAAAAUCCAACAUUCCAUGAGCGCAAAGAUCAGCUGGCAGAUCUUCACACCAAGGCUCUUCAUCCAGCUCCAUUUAGACACUUAUUGUACUGAGUCUCAAGGAUCUAUAUGUCUCAGUUUGAGGGAUAUUGAUUCUUGGCUAGAACAGUUUCCAAGACCAACAUACUAGUUGUUGAAGGGUAUCUAUUUGAACUUCCUGACAUUAUGAGAGCAAUAAUGCAAGCAUGCAAGAAAGCUAGGAGUAAUGGUGUCUUGGUCGCAAUAACAACUUCAGAUGUAUCCUGCAUUGAGAGACAUUUUGAUCAUUUCUGGUACAGCAAGCUAAACCUUGUUCAUAGAGUUUGUUAGUCUUAACUAGUGUUUGUUAGCUCAGGUUAAGAGUUAGUUAGAGGGAGCCAUAGUUAGACUUUAGUAUAUAAUGUACUCUUUUCUUCAUUGAAUGUUAAGAAAUC
Molecule: messenger RNA, 3439 nt
Organism: Lotus japonicus
Lineage: Eukaryota; Viridiplantae; Streptophyta; Magnoliopsida; Fabales; Fabaceae
Product: auxin-responsive protein IAA30-like
Exons: 4
Coding region: 29-541 (170 amino acids)
Biological process (GO): regulation of DNA-templated transcription
Cellular component (GO): nucleus
Molecular function (GO): protein binding
Source: RefSeq, a predicted model, not a curated record